This is a messenger RNA of Quercus lobata, 2784 nucleotides long. RefSeq names its product phosphatidylinositol/phosphatidylcholine transfer protein SFH2-like. NCBI's taxonomy places the organism in Eukaryota, Viridiplantae, Streptophyta, Magnoliopsida, Fagales, Fagaceae. The record is from RefSeq and is a predicted model, not a curated record. The transcript is spliced from 10 exons. Bases 1564 to 2409 code for a protein of 281 amino acids.
UAGAAAUUUUUUUCUUUUUUUGGGUGAAUUUUGUGAGCAAUAGUGUUUGAUCCUGAAUUAUCUUAAUAGUUGGUUGGCUGAUUGAAUGGUUUGAUCUGGCAACUGGGUCUUCUUGGUGCCUACCAGCUCUUUUUUGUGCGGUGAACUGAAUGUGAUGUCAUUCAGAACAAGGGUCUAAUAUGAAUUAAUUCCUGGCACCACAGUGUGAUUUGAAUUCACAAGCUGAAGUUCAUUGCUUCUCUUUCUUCAGAGUCAUAACUACAAUAAAUUAUUCUUGUGGAGUUAGAUAAGAUUCAAUUACCACACAUUCCCAUUUGACCAAUUCAUUUCAUGUUUUAUGGGGGUGAUCAAGGAGAAUAAAACCUGGAGGAAAUGUGUGACCAUUCCCAGAAUGUGAUAUGAGCAAAGAGUACUUGACAAGGCAUAAGGUCUGCUUUGUGGACUGUGUAAGACUCAAUGGAAGUGGUUAUGCUAUGCCCUUACCACAAUGCCUCAAAGAUUUUGUCAGCUAUGAUGGUUGUCCACAGGAUUUGGCAUAUUCUACAAUAUUUGGUCAUCAAAAAAGUAGUUCCUGGAAAUAUUCCAUGGGUUGUCAUUUAAUGUGGUGUUUGGCUGCCAAUUUGGUAAAUCUCAUUCAUUUUAAAUGGUAUUUCUCUAAAAAAGUGCAACAGUUCACAAGCUUUUCUUAACGGUGUCAAGAAUUCUUGAUUCUCGUAUCCAAUGUUGGGCAAGUUUGGAGGGUGAAGUUAGAAAUGAUAGCAUGUUGCCUGCAUCAAAGUAUCUAGACUCCACCCACUGGACAAGGUCAUUAUAUCUUCUCAAUUGAGGGAAAACAAACACUGUACUUUCCGUUAGAGUGAUUGCUGAUUUCUACUUGUUAGGUUUUUAAGUGUUGGCUAAUUCCAUUACAAAGGUUGUAUUCAAAUAUUUGGAUGUAUUUCAUUUAUUGUAAAAGUUAGUCCUAAGCUGCCUUGAAGAUCUCAAGAGAAUUGAAAACUGAGAAUUUCACUCGAACAUUAAAGCAUAGCCCGUCACUCGCUUGAGGCUUGCUUGAGCGAGAUUGCGUUGAUCAUAAUUCUGUUUCUACUUUCAUAAGGGCUUUCAUGACCUGCUUGUACACCUAUAAAAACCAUGCCUUGUAUGGGCUUAAAUAGAGAAAAGUGCUGCUACACCCAUAGAAACACAAAACCUUUGCCUUUAUCUUCCUUCAGCAAGACUGAAAAGCCUUUAUAUUCUACACACUCAUCUUGUGAUCCCAAAGAAAGUGAUUUAGAGGUUGUUUUGAAAAUCCGAGAGCUUUUACAGUGAGUCCACUCCAUCAAAUCUUUAAGGAGGUCCUUGGAGUUUCAAGGGUUCUGGUUCAUGUAGAUGAGGUUUGUUUGUGGAGGAUUUUGACUUUGGAAGAUUCUAGAGGUUCUAUGGUUGUUGCAGUAGGCAGGCAAACAAGUCGUUUCAGAGGUUGCAGCAGAUUCUAGUGCAAAGAAUGUUCAUCAAGGGUAUCCAACUGAAAAUCUAGCACGUUUCCUAAAAGCAAGGGAGUGGAAUGUUCCCAAAGCCCACAAAAUGUUGUUGGACAGUUUAAACUGGAGGGUACAGAAUGAGAUUGACAACAUCUUAGCAAAACCCAUAGGCCCUACUGAGCUGUACAGAGCAGUGCGUGAUUCACAGCUUAUAGGACUGUCAGGUUACUCAAAAGAGGGACUGCCUGUCUUUGCAAUUGGUGUUGGGCUCAGCACGUUUGACAAAGCAUCUGUACACUACUAUGUGCAGUCACACAUUCAAAUCAAUGAAUAUCGGGACCGUGUAAUUUUGCCUUCUGCAUCUAAAAAAUAUGGGCGGCCUAUUACCACUUGUGUAAAAGUUUUGGACAUGACUGGCCUAAAGCUUUCAGCACUGAGUCAGAUUAAGUUAUUGACAAUUAUAUCGACUAUUGAUGACUUGAACUACCCAGAGAAGACAAAUACAUAUUACAUUGUAAAUGUUCCGUAUAUAUUUACAGCAUGUUGGAAGGUUGUCAAGCCACUUUUGCAAGAAAGGACAAGGAAAAAAGUUCAGGUCUUGCCAGGUUGUGGACGAGAUGAGCUCUUGAAGAUAAUGGAUUAUGCUUCUCUCCCACAUUUCUGUAGAAAUGAAGGCUCUGGAUCAUCUCGGCAUUCAGAGAAUGGAUAUGAAAAUUGCUAUUCCUUGGACCAUCACUUCCAUCAACAGCUCUACAACUACAUAAAGCAGCAAGCUUCAAAACGUGAACCUGUUGCGCCCAUAAAACAUGGUUCCUUUCACGUGGAUCUGCCUGAACCUGUUGCAGAAGGAACGGAGAUUGCUAAAACCAUAGAAUCUGAGUUACACAAGUUUGGGAAUGGGAACGGGAUAUCUGGCUCGCUAAAUGGGCUCAAGAUUAACAAUGAUUGAAAUUAUGUAGCUCAAUUUCUUUCAUCAUUUGCAGUGAUACAAGUGAAAAGCCUUGAUGAAUGCCCAUUCACGUUUUUGGAGCUGUGGUAGAAGGCAUAUGGUCUUCCUGAUCCACCAUUCUAGUUAUACCAUAUAAAUGUAAUAAUAGUGGCUUAUGUUAUCCCAAAAUGAAUUCCAAUGGGAAAAUCUAUAUGGUGUAUGUAACUUGACAUAUUGGCUGGAUAAUCAGUUUAUAAGAUACCCUCAGCCUGACAAUUCUCUAGAGAAUUGCAUUUGUAGUUUGCACAGAUUUAAGUCUAAUAUUACUAGGGCAGAAGAAUCUGUUUCAGAAAUUAGCAGUUUGUAGCUUUGACUGUUAACUAUUGGUUUGAUUUA